AUGGCUGGUAUCAGUGUUUCUCAUUUUCAACCUAUCGGCGAUUUUGGAGCUGGAUUUUACUGUGCCGACAAUGUCAGAACCGCACUCCGAUUUGCCAUAUUGACUGCCCUUGAGAAUGGAGAAGGCCGGCAAUCCUCUUCUUUAAUGUGCUUUGAUGUUAGCGAGGAUGAAUUGAAUCGACUGAACCAGGUGCACGUUGGGGGCGAUGAGUGGACCGAGUGGACAGGAAAGUGCCUCCAAGGAGAACAGGCGGAAGUCUACGAAGGGGAACGAUACAGCCUCCAGCUUGUCAUUGGUAAGUUGGUGCACAAUCCUCACCCAAGUGGAAUUAGAUAG
Seminavis robusta is the source of this 336-nucleotide messenger RNA. The record is from the annotation of a GenBank genome assembly. NCBI's taxonomy places the organism in Eukaryota, Bacillariophyta, Bacillariophyceae, Naviculales, Naviculaceae.